AAGAGCAAGAAAAACAAAAAUCUUUUCUGCUCAGUUAAAAUGAAGGAUUCCAGUCUGAAUCUCACAUUUUUCUCUUCAUUUUUACGGAUGCCAAGGCCUAGGAGGAACUAGGAAAGGGGAAUUUGUAAAUGCCAGGGAUCGAACUGCUGACUCGCUGAGUCCAUCUCCCAAAGGAUGUUGGUGAACCAUUUAGACUAAGCCCUAAGUUCAUUAAUUGAAUAUUUUCAAUUCAGAAUGUGACACUGUAAUUACUCAACUUGUCCACGUUGAGCAAUAUGAAUGGUGGAAAGUAUGCACAUUGAUUUGUAGUGCCUUUCUUGACACUGAUUGGACGAAUAGUUGUUUUUACUAACUAUAGAGCACCUGAAUCCAAAACGUAACGGAUAUGGGGCUGAAGCAUAGAUUUUUAUGGAGGAUAGGGAGAGUAUGUAUGCUGCACUUUUUGGCAUGGAUGAGGACCAAAGGGAAAAGGAGCAAGAGAGGUUGAUUGCUAGGAAAAGGAAGAGAAAGGGAAUCCCGAGGAAACUUGUUCUUUGUAAUGAAAAGUUAUCAACCUCUGACUCUUUCCAUCGCAGCCCCGCUGAAUACUUUUCAAAUGAAGAGUGUUUCGACGUGAACAAAAUUGGGGGAGAUUUUGUUCCCUGUUCAUUGACUGUCUGUUCUGGGGAGGACAUAAUCUCAAAAAUAACUUCAUUUGUUGAGAGUUGUUCUUGUAACUGUUACAUUGCUUCUGCUACCGGAUGUGUUGCUCGUGCUAGCAUUCUUGAAUGUGGUACGGCUUCUGCACAUGAGGGAUCAUAUGAAAUAGUCUCCCUGACAGGGCACGUCUCCAUGCCCUUAAACCUUGGUCGCAGUAAUGGUUAUGGAAUUCUGAUCACUUUGGCAUCCAAAAAUGAUUCUGUGUUCGGGGGCUAUGUUUCUGGCCCUUUGAUAGCAAAAACUAAUGUUCAAAUUGUGCUGUGGAGGUUUACUAGUCCUUCUGCAAAGGAAGCUUCUACGUCCGGUGCAGAAUCUCCGGCGGCCAAAAUGGAGGUUUCUUAAAACUUAUUGCCCUAAGGAUAUAUUAAGUUAAAUUUGUUGUUUCUGGUGGGGGUUAUAAUCCUUCACUUCUCUGACUCUUUCAAGCUUGAUGAUAAAAGCUAGAAACUUGGCUUCAUUUUGGAUCGUUGCGAAUAAAUUCAAGUUUGGAUUUGGCACUCUUAAUUUGGGUUGUCCCUAAGCAGCCUGGGUUUUGCUUUUUGUUGAAUGGUAUUUUGUUUAGGGGGUUUAUAUUUGAUACUGUGUCAAAUCAAUCCCAUAUAUAUUUGGAUAAAUGUCUUUCAUCUACCAUUUCUGAUUUCCUA
Molecule: messenger RNA, 1343 nt
Organism: Gossypium raimondii (Peruvian cotton)
Lineage: Eukaryota; Viridiplantae; Streptophyta; Magnoliopsida; Malvales; Malvaceae
Product: AT-hook motif nuclear-localized protein 1
Exons: 8
Coding region: 409-1041 (210 amino acids)
Molecular function (GO): minor groove of adenine-thymine-rich DNA binding
Source: RefSeq, a predicted model, not a curated record